This is a messenger RNA of Drosophila innubila, 3087 nucleotides long. RefSeq lists its product as uncharacterized. NCBI's taxonomy places the organism in Eukaryota, Metazoa, Arthropoda, Insecta, Diptera, Drosophilidae. The record is from RefSeq and is a predicted model, not a curated record. Gene Ontology annotation, molecular function: G protein-coupled receptor activity. Gene Ontology annotation, biological process: adenylate cyclase-activating G protein-coupled receptor signaling pathway; G protein-coupled adenosine receptor signaling pathway. Gene Ontology annotation, cellular component: membrane.
ACGCUUCGUUGUUGUGGGACCACACGACGUAUGGCAACAUGGCGAAUACGCAACGUGCACUUGAAACAUGUAUUAUUUAUGCUCGCUCGAAGUCAAUUAAAAACAUCAACAUUGCGCAUCGCAGCACAAGAUAAUUGAAAAUCGCCAACCAAUACCAAUACACUUAAUUAGUCAAUUCGCUGCUUGUCUCUGACCUUCCCCCCAUCCACGAAAAAUGUCCGAGUUUCGGUUUUUCUCGUACAGCGAUUUUGCAUUCAGAACGAAAGGGUCGCCGAAUCUGAUAAGUCUGCCAAUAACACAGUAUAAUGCUGCUGCCAAUACGAAAGUACAGGAGGAGUCGGAUAUUGAGUUGAACAUUCCAUACACCGUCUUUGAGGUGCUCGUCGCCAUCUUCAGCAUCAUUGGCAACCUGAUGGUCAUCAUUGUGUUCCGACGUGAACGUAAACUGCGACGUCGCACCAACUACUACAUUGUCUCACUGGCAAUGGCCGACUUUCUGGUCGGAUCGUUGGGGGUACCGUUUGCCAUAUUGGCAUCCAUUGGAUUGCCCAGGAAUCUGCAUGCCUGCCUCUUCACCGUCUCGCUGCUGGUGGUGCUCUGCACCAUUUCAAUAUUCUGCCUGGUUGCCGUCUCCGUGGAUCGCUACUGGGCCAUCCUCUAUCCCAUGGCCUAUUCCCGCAAUGUGCGAACUCGCACAGCCAUCGUCAUCAUCUCGGUGUGUUGGGUGGCUGGAACCAUUGUGGGUUUUCUGCCGCUCUUUGGCUGGCAUGCGGACGUGGCCCAUGAUCAGGAGUGUCUCUUUGUCGAAGUGAUGGACUACAAUUAUCUGGUGUUUCUCUACUUUGCCACCAUCAUCACCCCGGCACUGCUCAUGUUGGCCUUCUACACGCACAUCUAUCGUGUGAUUAUCAAGCAGGUGCGACAGAUUGUUACCAUGAAUCCCGCCUCGGAUUUGAGUCGUCGCUCCUCCACCGCCCAGAUGCAGGUGACGACACCGGGUCGACCGGGACACACGGGCACCAUGUUGCGUGUGUUGGGGGCAGCACGUAAGCGGGAUGUGAAGGCGACACAGAAUCUCUCAAUCAUAGUGCUGUUCUUCAUGAUCUGCUGGAUACCACUCUACACGAUCAACUGCAUCAAGGCCUUCUGUCCGGACUGCUAUGUGCAUCCCAAGUUGACGCUCUUCUGCAUCAUCUUGUCGCAUCUCAAUUCGGCGGUGAAUCCUGUGCUUUACGCCUAUCACCUGAAGGACUUUCGCUUGGCGCUGAAGAACUUGAUGCUGAAGAUGAUGGGCGUGGACAUUGAUCAGCAGGCGGAGGCCAUACACCGCUUCUCCGUGGCCAGUCAGCAUCGUCUGCAGUCGAUGGACUCCAAUAUGCGCUCCACGCAGCCGCGCAUGUAUGUGGAUUCUCCCAUUUGGCUCCGGCAGCAGCAGGAGGCGCUGAAGAACUCCCAGCUGCUGCCCAAGUGUGGCGUCCUCAGUCCCUGUGUGAACAACAUCAAUCAAACUGUCGCCGCUGCCGUCGCCGUCAGCACGAACAUUGAGCGGGACAUGUGGAACAUUAUGGAGGCCUCCAGUGCGGCUGAGGUCGGCGAGGUUAGCUACGAGUUUCCCAGCGCCAAGCAGGAGAGUGACCACGACAGCAGCGUCUCAGUCUCAGUGCCAGCAACAGCGCAGUCGCCACAACAGCAACAACAACAACAACGUUGUGAUAGCGCCUAUUCCUACGAUAACCAUAACUACUCGACAGGACCGGAGGAUGGCAUCAGUCUGCCGGAGGACAUCGAGUACGAGGAUGUCUUUGUGGCGCCCAACAGCAACAGCAACAACUACCAAGGCGUUGAUCCCGUCGAGCUGCGUCGCUCCCUGGCCUGUGUCAUGCGCGAGAAACUGCGCUCCGAUGACACCGACUAUUACAGCCAACAGCCGGUGAUCCAGGACAGCGAGCUGUCCUCGGAGCGGGAGCUGGAACUGCAGCGGGAAGGGGAGCCCAGUUCCACACACACCUCGCCCAGCAACGGCACAUUGCCGCAUCAGCUGCGUUCCAAGCUGCUCGUCGGCAACUCAAACAGCGAUCACUGCCUGCCCCCGCCCCCGCCCCGCCCCGCCAUACACAGGGCCACCAACGCCGUCUAUGUCAUCGAUGGAGCAACGAAUCCCCUUACGCCAGGCCACAAGCCCAAGUAUCGCAAGUCGACGGCGCUGACGAGAAACUCACGCAAGAAGAGUCGUUCCUGCUCCUGCAACGGUGAACAGAAGCCGACGAGUCCAGUUGAGGCUUGCUCCAGCGACCAGCAUAACAAUAAUCUCAGAGUUAGGCACUCGGAGCAGCCGGUGCAGAGCCAUGAACAUUUCUUUAGUCCAUUGAAAUCGGUGGGCAGCUUCAUGCAGCAUUCCAAUCUCUUCAAUCUAUUCCAGCCAAAUGCCACAACGCCUAUGGAGCCCAAGGCAACUGUGGAACCAGCUUCUGCUCGUCCUCCUGGGCCGACAAUGGCGACAUUAGCGCCACCUUCUCGACUGACCAUCAAUGCAUUGGCCUCGACCUCAGCCUCGUCCUCGUCAUCCCUAGUCGCUGUCAGCGAUGACAGUUGACCUCGGGUUGACCCCAAUGAUCCUACUAAUUCAGCUUCCAAUCCCACCCCUCCUCCCUCCCCGCAAGCGGCAGGCAAACUCUAGAAAAAUACUCGCAAGUCAAAGCUUUUAUUUUUUAAGUUCAUCCGAGUUAUUGAUCAAUGUAUCACACAACUGGAAACUUAAGAUCACUGCGAUCUAGAUGGAAUUCCAGUUGAUAUUAAAGAAUUAUGCGCAUUUAUUUUCCAUUUAACUACAUUGAAAUAGUUAAUUGUUUUAACUGAAACCUAAUGUUAAACCUAAAGUGAAUUUAAGCAAAUUAAUGUAUUUUGUGCAUACUCGUAUUUAAAAAAACAAAAAACAAACAAACAUAUGAAUGUAUGUAUGUGGAUCGCUUAGAACUUUUUGGGUGUCUUAUGAUAAUCCUACAUAUGCAUGUGUAUUUAUCGGAGUAUACUUGGAACGUCUGUGAAAACCAAAAUAUGUUUAUGUAAAUGUGUAGUUUAAAUGUAUAG